Messenger RNA from Anarrhichthys ocellatus (wolf-eel), 1482 nucleotides. RefSeq names its product bone morphogenetic protein 10 (gene bmp10). The transcript is spliced from 2 exons. NCBI's taxonomy places the organism in Eukaryota, Metazoa, Chordata, Actinopteri, Perciformes, Anarhichadidae. Gene Ontology annotation, cellular component: extracellular region. Gene Ontology annotation, biological process: BMP signaling pathway. Gene Ontology annotation, molecular function: cytokine activity; growth factor activity. Bases 1 to 1482 code for a protein of 493 amino acids. The record is from RefSeq and is a predicted model, not a curated record.
AUGGCGAGAAUUUGGGUCUUUCCACUGGGAACCAUCUGCAGCUCCAGGACUUUGCUCUUGCUCUUUUGCAUCCUACUGAUCCAGGGGCUCUGUGGACAGAGCAGCCCGAUCUCCAACACUCAUCAGAGGUUUCGCCCCGCUCCGGGGCUGGGAGACGGGCAUGGAGGGGUGGUGGAUCCUUCACUGCUGGAGCAGGUCGACAACAUGAACAUGCAGAGCUUGCUGGAGAGCCUGAAGGAACAGUUUCUGCGGAGUUUCAACCUGUCUGGCUUAGGUUCCCCUCCGCUGCAUCCUGGAGGCACUCGAGAAGAGCCACCUGAGUAUAUGAUGGAGCUCUACAACCGUUUCGCUAAUGACCGUACUGCCAUGCCCACCGCAAACAUCAUCCGCAGCUUCAAAAAUGAAGAUUCAUCUCCCAGUGUUGUGGGUGUUGGAGGGGUAAGGUGUCACCCACUCCUCUUCAAUGUGUCGGUCCCACAUCAUGAACGCAUCACAGCGGCCGAGCUUCGCCUCUACACACUUGUCCAGACUGACCGCCACCUCUACGCUGGUGUCGACCGCAAGGUCACUAUCUACGAACUGGAAUUGUAUGUCGGAGAUGACAACAUGACCGAUGAGAACACUGUGAGAGGUGAUGGAUUCAGAGGGGGAGGAGAGCGGAUAGAGCUGGCGGAGUUGGCUUCACGUCAGGUCUACGGCACCGAUAACGGCUGGGAGGCCUUUGACCUCACUGCUGCUAUUCAACGCUGGCGCAAAUCUGACCAUGACACCACGCACCGGUUGGAAGUGCACAUUGCCAGCAUGGCUAAUGAAGACAAUGUUCAAGGUAUGACAGAGGACAACAAAGACUCAGCUGAAGGAGACAUGAAGAUUGACACCAGCCCUGAGGAAAAACACAAACCUCUGCUGAUUGUUUUCUCUGACGACCAAAGUAGCGAUCACCGUGAUGACAAGCGCGAGCUGAACGAGAUGAUCGACCACGAAACCUCCGACAUUGUUCUCCAGAAUGACUUGGGGAUGGGUCUGAAUGGGCUGUGGGGGGAGCUGGGGAGGGACAGGGAUGAGGCGGAUGAAGAAGCAGAGCCAGAUGAAGAGGACCUCAUCCAAAUGCGCUCCAAUCUGAUCUACGACUCAGCGUCCCGCAUCCGUCGCAAUGCCAACAGGAACCACUGCAAGAAACAAUCUCUGUACGUGGAGUUCAAGGAUAUUGGAUGGGACAGUUGGAUCCUGGCACCCACUGGUUAUGAUGCCUUUGAGUGCACUGGCAUUUGUUCCUUCCCACUGACAAAGCAUGUCACACCCACCAAGCAUGCCAUUGUCCAGACAUUGAUUAACAUCCACAGUCCUCAGAAGGCGGCACGAGCUUGUUGCGUGCCCACCAAGCUGGACCCCAUCUCCCUGCUGUACUUAGAUGACACAGGCGUGGUCACCUACAAGUACAAGUUUGAAGGCAUGGUGGUGGCAGAGUGCGGCUGCAGAUAG